UUUUUUGAAAAAAUAAAAUUAUUUAAAAAAUGACCAAAUACUCAAUUAAUAUAAUCGACAUGGACUCCGACCUCCAGGAUAAAUGCAAAGCUAUUAUCAUAGAUGCCUUUGAUAAACACCUUGAUGAGAAGAAUAUAGCUGAUGAUAUUAGAAAGAAGAUUCAGAAGGAACAUGAGCCUUCCUGGAACUGUAUUGUGGGCAAACACUUUGGAGCCCAUGUAGUUCAUCAGACCAAUUGCUACCUCUUCUGUAGUUACGGAGAGCUAUCCAUCUUGCUGUGGAAAUCUGGCUAAAGAGAGUAUCUUUGAAACUUUUUCAUUGUAAACAUUAUC
Molecule: messenger RNA, 332 nt
Organism: Moneuplotes crassus
Lineage: Eukaryota; Ciliophora; Spirotrichea; Euplotida; Euplotidae
Source: the annotation of a GenBank genome assembly